Molecule: messenger RNA, 542 nt
Organism: Amoebophrya sp. A120
Lineage: Eukaryota; Dinophyceae; Syndiniales; Amoebophryaceae
Source: the annotation of a GenBank genome assembly
GUCGUGUUGCGUACAGUAGGCGUUGCAAGUUUUUUCCUACCAAUAACCAGAUGGCUCCGCCCCGUGCCUCGCACUAGUAUCUUUCGAAAGUCUAUUUUGCGUAGAGUGUGUGCUCCAAUCUCUCUCUCUGUCCUGCUAGCGUUCGUCCCACACCAUGAGCCAUUUGCCGUGGAAAAUAGACGAGUACUCUUUUUUCUCCGCCGCCCCGUUCUUUCUAGUCCCCGCACAACUUCUGGCAAGCCUCCAGAAAAAUCUUGAACAGUGAUUCUUCUGGCGCACAACUUCUGGCUGUGAUUACUUGACGCGCAGCGAAGAACGAAGCAUGGUUUGUUCUAUGAAGAUAGUUAGCUGCAUAUACUACACAUCAGCGCGACAAGGGUUGUCGCUUCUUUAUUUGAAACGAACCGCGGCCGCGCUUGGAGGAGAUGCGCGAUUCCGCAUCACUUCACGCAGGAGCUGGGUUCAGGUUUAUAUUUAUUUCCUUUUCGCAUUACAGAUUUACAUUGGGGUAGCCUUGCUGGCGUGAUUUGGCUUUACAGUUU